AUGCUUAGUCAACUUCGACGAGGACAUCAUCACGAAUUUAAUGAUCCAAUGUCUGCACGUACGACGAAGAAUCAUGGAGAACAUUGGAAAUCUUCAGAUCGAGCAAAUUCAUCUAUUCUAAAUAAUAAUAUAUUACCAAAUGCUUAUUCACCACGAUUAAAUACUUCUACAAUUACUCCUGAUUUAUCACGAGCAUUUCGUGUUGAUGCUUAUCUAUUAGCUAUUAUCCGAAUUGAAUAUAAACGAAAUAGUUUUUAUUCAACUGAUGUUGUUAGUAAGUUACGACAAAAGGAACAAACACAAAGUUUCAUUAAUAAACCAUGUUCUCUUCUUGUUACUGAUCGUUCUCUUAUUAUAUAUGAUCGAGGAACUCAAGUUAUUGCAGAAACUAUUCCACUUGAGAAUGUUGAUCCGACAUGUGUCUAUUCGGAUGUACCAGAUACACUUAAUGAUAUAUUUAUGUAUCGUUUAUAUGAUCGACAUUCAUCAACAGCAACAAAUCAAUCUACUAGUUCACAUAAAAAUGAUUUAUCAUCUGUUAUUGUAUUUAAAUGUACAAAUAAAGAAUCAAAAUUACUUGUUGAUAGCAUUCGAAAUGCUAGUGGAAAAUUAUUAAAAACUCCUAGAAGUGCUCGAUCGGAAACACGAAGUACAAUUGAUCGUCGAAUAACUGAUGCAGGAAGUAUGGCAUUCUAUGAUCCAUUACAAUUACCCUAUGAUCAUUCUUCCAUGAAUCCAACAUAUGUUGUUGGUCCUCAACAUACAUCACGUGCGAUGGCUCAACAAAAUUCAUCAAUAGUUUCAACUGAUUAUUAUACACGUUUAACCGAUGAAUUAAAUAAAUGUUUUGAUGAUAUUGAAUUAUUUGUUCGUUAUCUUGAAGCAUUAAUGGAAUAUACAAGAGAAUUAGAUCGUGAUUAUCGACGAAAAGAUAAAAAACCAAUUGUCGGUUUAAAACAAAUGGUUGAAAAACUUCCUGAUGAUAAAUUUUUUAUUGAUAUUUUACAAAAAUUUAAAUAUUCAUUUAAUCUCUUAGGUGAAUUAAAACAUAUAAUACAUAAUCCAAAUGCACCUGAAUUAAUUCAUUAUUUAUUAUCACCAUUACAAUUUAUUGUAUACACAUUACAAACAAAACAUCCUAAUCAAUUACAAUUAGCACAAGAUAUAUGGACACCUACAUUAACAAAAGAAACAAAAGAAUUGCUAUUUAAUUGUUUAACAUCAAAAGAACAUGAUAUUCUACGAAAUCUUGGUCCAGCAUGGAUUCGAACAACUGAAGAAACACCACAAAAAUUUAUUGAUUAUCGACCUGUAUUUUUUGAAGGUCGUUCAUUAUGGAUUCAGGAACCCUUGAAUGAUCAACCAUUACAAUCAGCACGUAGUAAUGAUGAACGUCAAUCAUCUGUUUGGUCUUCAGCUCGACAAACUAAUCCAAAUAGUAAUAAUAAUGGUUCAUUAAUAAAUCAUAAUACACGACAACCUUCUCCAACAGCACGUAUUGAUACAUCAACUAUUGAUCGUUCAGUUAAAAAUGGUGGUACAUUAGAGAAUUAUAAUACACAUAUGCAAAAUGAACAUGCUUGGGCUAUUGAAAGAAAACGUGCUGGUGCAAAAAUUUAUGCAGUUCGAGCUGAUCGUAAAGGACAAAAUCAUAAAGAAUUAACUGUACGACGUGGUGAAUUAGUUGAAAUUGAGAAUAAUUCAAAGAAAUGGUGGCUUGCAAGAAAUUUUCAUGGUGAUACUGGUCAUAUUCCUCAUAAUAUUGUUGAAGAAAUUGAAAUAGAACAACGACCAAUUAAAACGGCAUCAUCGAAUACGUCAGUUAAUAUUCCACGUGUAUCAAAUGUAUUCAAUGGAGAACAUACGGAUGUACAUCAACGUAAUGGAAAUGAUUAUACACAAUAUAUUGUUCGUUCACCAUCUCAUGGAAAUAAUUUUAUUAUGCAAUCAAAUAACAGUACAACUACAAAUCCAACUGUGAUGAGAGAUCAAUUUUUUCAAGAAACAAUUUUAUCACCAGAUUCUGCUACACUUCCAUCACCAUCGUCACUAAUUCCAGCACCACCACCAAUGCCAGCAGAUUUUCUAACGAUUCGAUCGAAUCCAUGGUCAACAUUACAAACAUCAAAGAGUAAUAACAAAGGACGACCUCGUUUAGACAUAGAUCUUUCUCCUACACAAGUAGAUGAAUUGCAGAAAGAAUUGGCCGAACGUAUAACAGAUCGAGUUGGUUUUAUAAGUCAAAAAUCAUCCAAAGAAGAUGUUCAACGAUGGUUAACAUCAAAACAUAUCUCCACCAAACUUGCUCAAAAUUUAUAUGGUAUGAAUGGUCAACAAUUAUUUGAAUUAUCUAAAAGUACACUUGAUGGAUUUACAAAUGAAACUGAAUCAGCUCGAAUGUAUGCAUUACUUGCACAACACAAACAGUUAUCUGGUUUUAAAUCUGCUAAUAAGCGAGAAAAACCAACAGAACAACAUAAUAGUAGUUUUAAUUCACUUCAAGCAAGUACAAUCAAUUCUCGGAAAGCAAGUACAAUUAACGAUGCUGAUGACAGUUUUUCUUUACGACCCGAUGAUACUUUAAAUCGUUCAUUAAAAUUUAAAUUAAAACAACGACGUGAUAAAAUUGAACAAUCAGAAACAGCUAAACGACUUGUAUUAUAA
Adineta steineri is the source of this 2664-nucleotide messenger RNA. The record is from the annotation of a GenBank genome assembly. NCBI's taxonomy places the organism in Eukaryota, Metazoa, Rotifera, Eurotatoria, Adinetida, Adinetidae.